AUGAUACUAAACUUGGGCUCACCUUCUUCUAUGUGUUCUAUCCAAUCUCCUGAACGAGGUAGUAGAAGUUCGGAACCAAUGAAUGUGGGUUCUCCUUCAGCUCCAUCCUCCAACUUCUCGAGUCCACAAUAUUUGCCUGGAUUCUUAAUGGGAGAUUCCCAGUCUUCGUGCACAAAUGGGCACCAAGUUUCCCCCAUAUUUAAGUCCCAGCCUCAUCUUCCUACCUCUCAUCAUACUUGGGUUGUUCAGCCCCGACUGUCAGGGUUAAAGACACCGCCUUCACUUGAGCGGAGUGCUCGCAGACAUGCCGCUCCACCGACCCAAAGUUUAUGGUCUAGUGCAAGCCAAAAAAAGCUGCUUAACUCAGGGAAUCGUUCCAAGUGCCUUGGAGUCCACCGCAAAAAGAUCUCUUUUGUCUCCAAUCACCCUGCUGCACCUGACGAUGAGUCAGCAACUUGGGUAACUGUUUUUGGAUAUGAUCCAGCCCAGGCAAACUAUGUGUUGCAACACUUUGCUCACCUGGGAACCAUUGAAAAAUAUGUCAUUACAAAUGGUGGAAAUUGGAUGAACAUUAAGUACGCAAAUAAGAUUCAAGCCAGAUGCGCACUUAACAAAAACGGGCGGGUACUCGCUGGUAAAUUCAUGAUCGGUGUACGGAGGUGUGACGAUCUGAAUGCAUUGAACAGUUCCGAGGCUCUCACUCCGAGCAGCUCAGACUUCAUGGCUGAGGUCAAGCCCACCGGUGUAGGAGAAAAAAGCGUUUCGGGGUCCCAUGUGCAGGAAAUUUUCGAAUCUCCCCCGCACAAGUUCGAUUCCCCGUUUGUUCGAGGUGGUGCACGGAUUACGGCCGCUACGGAGUCUCCGGGAUCCUGCAACCGCAGUUUUGCGGACGCACUCAAUAGUCCGGGUCCUGUGCGCCCCGGUUCCGGCCUCACCCGACACAGCUCCAUGCGGCCACUUGCGACGCCCUACCACCCACCUCCCAGGGUGCAAGUAGUAAGGGCCGGUCAGAACCAAUCCUUUCGGGUGAGCGGGGAACUGGCAAUCAUCUGGACUGUUGUCCAAAGCGCUCGAUUAUGUGUUUGGAUGGAGUUAGCGCGAUGCAUAGUCGUGCUUUCUAUGAGGUCAAAAAUACACUAUCUAUUUUCCGCGUUGAGAGCUGUCUGUAUUCCAUCACUCGGUGGUCAGCGCUGUCGUCAUAUGGGUUGCGACGUGGGGUUGGAUAUGGCGGGACAGAAGUCUCUGGAAGCUGCCUCCAUUAAGUCAAACAGCACCGUGGGUGGGGUAGCCGGGGAAGGUGGUGGUUUGGCAGGAACCAUCUUCACGAUCUACGACUGUGCGUGUGUGGUACUCACAUUGAUUUGGGGCGGGCGUGCUACGCCUGCCGUGGGAGAGAGCGGCAACUUCCUCAGCCAGAGUUGGGGCUCAAUUGACUUCCUGAUUCCUGAUCUUAUCAAGAGAGAUGAGAUUAAGAAUCCCGAAAGUAGUGUUGCUCAUAAUAUCAGGGCAGCGAAUGCAAUAAGCAACGCGAUUCGGACGCUAUAUCUUCAAAACGAGGCUAAUCUAAUGCAAAAAGCCAAAAUUUCACUUGAAGUAGAAGCCAAAGACCGUGUAAAGACAUUGCUAGUUUCGGCCAAAAAUGGGUCUCUAGGUGUCGACGAACAGUCUCCCGCUCAGAAAAAGAUAAGGAAGUUGGAGAAUUUGUCAAAUGAAUUAUUCGCAACUGAGAAGCGAUAUCUCGAGACAUUACGGAUUUUAAAAGAUAUUAGUGACAAAGUUGAAACGACUGAAUCGGAUCACCAGGAUGUUCUUCGUGAUGUGUUUAAGGAGAUACCGUCUUUGUACAUGCUUCAUAGUUACAUGGACGAUAAGUUCUACCAGAGCCCAUCUCGGAAUCCUGUCUUUGGAUGGUGGAUCCAAAUAUUUGCUAGUGCUGAGUUGGCACCUUUUUUUAAUAUCUACAAAGCCUUUUUAUCUCGAGUUCGUACAAAGUAUGAAACACUUCAAUCAAUUUAUGACAAGGACAAACUUUUUCAGCAAUUUUGUCAAACACUUGUGUUUUCCGACUAUCUCAUCAUGACGGAACCGGAAACAGUGACGACUGGUCAUUAUUUGGUCAAGUCGGAAUUGACGAUUGUGAGCAUGAUCCUGGAGGAGCCAAAGCUGGAAGAUGAUAUCCCAGUCGAGCGAUGCAUCCGUGUGCGUGCGGUCGAGUGUGUGGUCGAGCUUAUGUUCGCAGACGCAGACGAGAAGCUAAGCUGGUGCAAGAGUUUAGAGGAAACAAUAGAACAGGAGCGGCAUAGAAAUAACCUGGUGCUCGGCGUCAUCCCGAGGCGACAAUCAAGCGUCGCGACCAUCAAGGACGGGGAGACGCCGAGAGCUGCAGAGUGGGUUAAGGACGAGCAGGCAACGAUGUGCGCCCUCUGCUACCGCCGCUUCACUCACAUCCGACGCAAGCAUCACUGUCGAGCCUGCGGAAAGAUAUUUUGCGGCGUGUGCUCCAACUACAGAGCCAAGGUUGAUCAUCAGGGACCGUCGGAGGUUCGAGUCUGUGAGGUGGAUUUUUACCGUCUGAAUCCCAACCUUAAACCGAAGACCGCUGCAGCUUUGGAGCGGAUUGCGCAGUUCUCCGAAUCGGGACAGCGAUACGCACCAUACCACUGCGGUUUCCUGAUGUUCACAAAGAAAAUUCGCGACUGCUGGCCACAUAAGAAAACGCAUAUGCGUAUAGAGUACUCCGCCGGUCUGGUGUCCCGAGAUAAGAGCCCUUCUCGGCCUCCCCCUUCCACCCCUCCCACCCUUUCUUCAUCUGGCAACAACUCACCAUCUCUCUUCCUCUCAAGCCCCUUGCGCGAAAUGAGUCUCGACUUUGCUUGCCUCGGUGAAUCCUCCUCCUUCACCGCUACUACUGGUGCCACCCCUCCCUACCCCUCCACCAUCGUCCCACUGCCAGCUGCCCGUCUCAUUAUCCGACCCCAGGCCUCGCGGGUCUUUUGCGUCCUCCAGUCAGACACGCUGAUGGCCGUGUAUGCGGCGAAGGAAGACGCACGGAGUUGCGAUGGUAUCAUCCUUCUCGGGACGCGUCUCGUCUACCUUGUGAGACUGAGUGGAGGGAGAGCGGUGGCUCGUGAUAGUAACUCCGCCUCUUCCACACCCUCCCCGCCAUCAGACCGUCCACGCAUUGGAAGAAGGAAGAGCUCAGGCACGAGCAGCCGUAGUAGUAUCGAUUCCAAAUCUGUAUCCUCGGUACCGAUCGAAGAAAAUAGAUUCUCGGGAGCAGAGCGAUCGCCCAUUCGCAAGACCGUAAGUGAAGUCAGGGGUAGCAGCUUUUACACACGUGUCUGCGGCCAAAAGACACCACUUGCAAUGGUUCCUCCAUCCAAGUCGGAGGAGGAGGUGGAGGAAGAUGAGGCUGCGGUGUCGGCAGGGGAGAAUGAGAAUCAUAGGAUUGAAGGACUUCCUACAAUCUCUAAGGUGGUUACCCCAGUCUCCGCCGACACCCUCUCGGUACUAUCUAACAUGAACGGCUUUCUCGUACUGCCCAACAACACAGACAAAGUUGGCCACUAUUUUGAGGCACCUAGUGAAGAAGUGCGCAACAUAGUGUUCCACUCAACUGGCUACCAAGCGUUUGGGUGCUGCGUUCUCUCUAUGCCAUACCAACGCCUCGAAAGACCUGAUGAGCAUGUUGGUGUGCAAACACAGCAGCUGAGUGUCGCAUCAACCGAGGAAGCGGCAAUCAGCAUUUGA
Messenger RNA from Echinococcus granulosus, 3750 nucleotides. Its product is annotated as Nucleoporin NUP53. The coding region runs from base 1 to 3750 and encodes 1249 amino acids. Gene Ontology annotation, cellular component: nuclear pore nuclear basket; nuclear membrane; nuclear pore central transport channel. NCBI's taxonomy places the organism in Eukaryota, Metazoa, Platyhelminthes, Cestoda, Cyclophyllidea, Taeniidae. The record is from RefSeq and is a predicted model, not a curated record. Gene Ontology annotation, molecular function: metal ion binding; phospholipid binding; single-stranded DNA binding. Gene Ontology annotation, biological process: regulation of DNA-templated transcription; NLS-bearing protein import into nucleus; nuclear pore organization. The transcript has 16 exons.